AUUUUACUGACAUCUUCGUGGUAAUACUGUGUCACUAAACUGACAAAUUUACUCGUAAAAUCAUGUAAAUCGAACAAAUAACGUAAAAACGAUGUGGUUUUUAGCAUAUAUCAGUUAUUUAGCAAUAAUAGUACAAUUAGUUUUCGUAACGAUCGCAAUCGCUGCAGGUCUUUAUUACUUAGCCGAACUAGUCGAAGAGUAUUCAACAAUAGCGAAAAAAUGCAUCUGGUGGGCCAAUACGGUGAUAACCGUGCUCUACGUGUGUUUGUGGCUAUUUGAGGGAUUCCCCACAUACAUGAUUGUGUGUGGGGUUUUGGCCCAAGUGGCUCAUUUCUGCAUUUUGAGGCACUUCCCUUGCGUCUCUCUCACCUCACCGGAAUUUAUUUCCGCCGUCAUUUUGCUACUUUUGAACCAUUAUUUCGCUUUUACGUAUUUUGCCGUCGUACAUUACGUAUUUUCAGAGGUCAUGGCGUAUUUUGUGCUGUGGUUAUGGCUAGUUCCGUUUGCAUUAUUCGUGUCUUUAUCAGCAAAUGACAGUGUUUUGCCUACGAUAAGUGAACAGAAAGUUUCAGAUAGUGACGUCGUUUCCAAUUAUUUUUCCAAAAAACGAAAAUACGGUUUGCUCACUUUUUUCAAUUAUGCAAAGGAGUCGUUGCUUCCAAUGAGGACGAAAAAAAUAUUCUAGUGACUGACUUAUUAUGAAUUAAAUUAUUUAUUGUA
Tribolium castaneum (red flour beetle) is the source of this 720-nucleotide messenger RNA. RefSeq lists its product as uncharacterized. Gene Ontology annotation, molecular function: COPII receptor activity. The transcript is spliced from 5 exons. Bases 92 to 685 code for a protein of 197 amino acids. Gene Ontology annotation, biological process: endoplasmic reticulum to Golgi vesicle-mediated transport. The record is from RefSeq and is a predicted model, not a curated record. Gene Ontology annotation, cellular component: COPII-coated ER to Golgi transport vesicle; Golgi membrane; endoplasmic reticulum membrane. NCBI's taxonomy places the organism in Eukaryota, Metazoa, Arthropoda, Insecta, Coleoptera, Tenebrionidae.